Ipomoea triloba (trilobed morning glory) is the source of this 1662-nucleotide messenger RNA. RefSeq names its product protein DETOXIFICATION 14-like. The coding region runs from base 47 to 1474 and encodes 475 amino acids. Gene Ontology annotation, cellular component: membrane. The transcript is spliced from 7 exons. Gene Ontology annotation, biological process: xenobiotic detoxification by transmembrane export across the plasma membrane. Gene Ontology annotation, molecular function: xenobiotic transmembrane transporter activity; antiporter activity. The record is from RefSeq and is a predicted model, not a curated record. NCBI's taxonomy places the organism in Eukaryota, Viridiplantae, Streptophyta, Magnoliopsida, Solanales, Convolvulaceae.
UUACUUGAACACGCACGGAAGUGGUGAUAAGAACGGAGAGAAGAGGAUGGAGGAUGCGCCAUUGCUACGAGAAGUAGAGGCGGGGCCGGGGAGGAAGAGAGGAAUAUGGUCAAGAUGGGAUGCGUUCUGGGAGGAGCUAAAGAAGGUGAGCUGCAUAGCACUGCCCAUGGUGGUCGUCACAAUUUCCCAGCAACUCGUGACCACGAUAGGGAUGAUGAUGGUCGGCCACCUCGGCGAACUCUCACUCUCCGGCGCCGCCAUCGCCACUUCUCUCACCAACGUCACCGGUUUCAGUCUCCUUUUUGGAAUGUCUAGUGCACUGGAGACUUUGUGUGGCCAAGCAUAUGGAGCUCUGCAAUACAAGAAGCUAGGCGUCUACACAAUUGGAGCUAUAAUACCUCUCAUUGUGGCCUGCAUACCAAUAUCUAUUCUAUGGGUUUUCAUGGAUAAACUUCUGAUGUUAAUAGGCCAAGAUCCGCUGAUUUCAGUUGAAGCCAAAAAAUAUUCGACUUGGCUCAUUCCUGCCCUGUUUCCAUAUGCAAUUCUUCAACCACUCGUUCGUUACCUGCAAGCACAAAGCUUGAUCCUUCCUAUGCUCUUAAGCUCAGUUGUGUCUCUAUGCUUUCAUGUGCCUGUCUGUUGGGCAUUUGUGUUCAAGUUUAACUUAGGCAGCAGUGGAGCAGCAAUGGCAAUUGCUUUGUCGUACUGGCUCAAUGUCAUCCUCCUCGGUGUUUAUGUGCGUUGUUCUUCCUCCUGCAAUGAUACUCGCAUCAGUUUCUCGAAAGAAAUUUAUUCGUGUAUAGGGGAGUUUGUGCGCUUGGCUAUCCCCUCUGCAGGCAUGAUUUGUCUUGAAUGGUGGACGUAUGAGAUAGUUAUAUUGCUUUCUGGACUUUUGCCUAAUCCCCAACUUGAGGCUUCAGUUCUCUCAAUAUGCCUUUUGAUUGCUUCAUCCCACUACUUCAUCCCGUUUUCCAUUGGUGCUGGGGCAAGCACUCGAGUCUCGAAUGAACUCGGGGCAGGAAACUCAGAGGCAGCGCGAAUUGCUGUUUUGGCAGUGCUCGUACUCACACUCUCGGAGGCAGUACUCGCGAACACAGCUCUACUUUGCUCCAGCCGGGUUCUGGGAUUCGCGUUCAGCAACGAGAAGGAAGUUGUGGAUUACAUAAGAGGAAUGGUUCCUUUUGUCUGUCUGUUGGUCUUGACAGAUUGCAUCCAGGGAGUACUCUCUGGAGUCGUGAGAGGGAACGGGAGGCAGCGUUCUGGAGCAUACAUCAAUCUGGGAUCAUUCUAUUUGGUGGGAUUGCCAGUGGCAAUAAUUCUCGGUUUUGUUGCUCACUUGAAUGGGAAGGGGCUCUGGAUCGGACUAAAUGCAGGCGCUACGGUGCAAUCUUUACUGCUUGCACUUAUAACUUGGUUCACUGAUUGGCAAAAACAGGCAGCAAGAGCUAGGGUAAGGAUCUUUCAUGGAAAUUGAAAUUCUAAAAGCGUUUUCAAGCUUCCAUUUAAGGUGGCGUUUAGUUAGACACUUUUAUACCCUAAUGUCAUAUUUGAUAUGAUUCCAAUUACCAAUUUUGUUUGUUACGGAGUAUUAUUUUACCACAAUCAGAUUCAAUGUGAAAUUUUAAAUUCCUAUUUAAUACUGCACAAGAGAAGUAUUGGGCA